Molecule: messenger RNA, 1440 nt
Organism: Patiria miniata (bat star)
Lineage: Eukaryota; Metazoa; Echinodermata; Asteroidea; Valvatida; Asterinidae
Product: cell adhesion molecule 3-like
Exons: 1
Coding region: 1-1440 (479 amino acids)
Source: RefSeq, a predicted model, not a curated record
AUGGUUGGUCUUAGCAGUGCGCAGAAUAUCGAACUCAUUGAGGGACCAGGCAGCAAGACUGUUGUCUUUGGAGAAACAACCGAGCUGCGAUGUACGUGGAGGGGAAUUGAUUUGUAUUACUUGUUCCGAAGGCAGACAGUGCUGUUCAGACAUCACAAUGACGUGUUUGAGUGUGAUGGGAGGCGUUCGAUGGUAACAGCGCGACACACCUGCAUGGCGUCGCCACGCGAUCUGGAUUAUACCACUGUUGGAUUGAUGAUCAGUGGCGUGACAUUGGAAGAUGCAGGUAGUUACUCAUGUGAUUUAUACCGAUCUAGGUUACCGGUGGAUGAUGGUGAGAGGCCCCUAUCAUCAGCCCAAGGAUACCUCACUGUUAUCGUUCCACCCAAUGGGGAAUCGCCCCAUUGUCUGACGAACGACCCUUUAUCCAAUCACAAGGUUGGCGCUGACAUCCAGAUUACGUGUAACUCCUCAGGCGGCCUUCCCCCAGCCCAGCUUUCUUGGUACCAAGGUCCAAACCUAGUGGCAGGGCCUUCUCAGGGAGUUCUGACAUACACUCAUCGUAUAACAGACAUUGACGACGGUCUGGAGUUGAACUGUCUGCUGAAUAGUUCAGCUCUACGUGACACGCGAAACUGUUCCAUAAUUGUGGAUAUUCCCCCGGAAGCCGAGAUACAGCCGAGUCUCUUGUCAAUUCAAAGCGGUGGCAACGUUUCCUUCAGGUGCAUUGGUCGCUUCUUCCAAGAAGUCAGCCGGCAGUACACCUGGGAUUUACCUAGUGUGUCACAGAGCCUCGAUUUUGACCAUCAGAUCCAAGGUGACAUGUUGAACCUGACCAACGUACGAACCACACGAGGCGCGGAGGAGAUCCUCCUGACGUGUUUUGUCUCCGAUGUGACGGCAGAUGGGCGUGCGUGGGGCACAGCUACACUUCAGAUCGUCUCGGUGAAAACCACACCCGUGCCCGCCUCGAGGUCAGCUCCACCGAAUCGUUCGAACACAAGCUCCCCAUCAGGUACAAGCACACUUUACAUUGCACUCGGCUCCUGCAUCCCCGUGGUAUUGAUUGUGAUCAUAACAUGCCUGAUCCUGCUCCGGAUGAAGACGAAGCAUCGCCGCAAGGCAAAUACCCCUCGAGCAGGCGACGACGAUCAGCGCGAUCCAGGUGCGGACUACAUCGGUCUGUCCAACACAGGCCGCACGGACAAGUCUCAGAUAUCGCCAUACCAGGGCCUGGUACCGGAAUACCUGGAUCUUACAUGCCCGCCAGAUGGUGAUGGGAAUGGGACCAGGCCUGUCUCAGAGAUGGUCUAUGGUAACGUCGCAGCGAGCAGUAACCAAUACGAGACGCCGGUAACAGUUGGUAGAGGGAAAGAGGACGAGUUAUACGUCAAUCAUGAUGUGGUGAAGGGAAAACGGCAGAGGGGACUGCGGAAAUAA